GUAAACAAUAAACACAAUGACUCAAACAAAGGCUACGACCACCGGAUGGCAACGACUGGGUCGCCGCAUCCUUUACACGAGUUUUCAGACCCAUCUCCUAAUAUCCGCUCUGCUGCGAAUAGGUUUAAUCUGCUACGGACAAAUACACGACAGUCAGUCAGCCGUGCCCUACACGGAUAUAGACUACAAGGUGGUGACUGAUGGAGCCCGUCAAGUUUUGGCUGGGGACACACCCUUCGCCAGGCACACUUACCGAUAUAGCCCAAUCAUGGCAUAUCUGCAGACCUUAAACAUCCUGCUUCAUCCGGCGUGGGGUAAGCUACUGUAUGCGACGUUCGAUCUGCUUAUCGCCACACUUAUUUACCGUCUGGUGCACAUGGAAAUCAAGAGCCAGUACCAGAAGACCGUACAGCACCUGCUCAGCAAGUUCAACAGGCCACGGGAUUCGGACCAAUCGCUGGAUGCCCUGGAUGAGCGAAGUCAUCCAGAGAACUUGGCCCGCGCCUCUGCUUGCUUUUGGCUUUACAAUCCGCUGACGGCUGUAAUAUCCACACGUGGAAGCGGCGACUGCUUCUCGAGCUUUUUCGUGAUACUAACUAUAUACCUGCUGUUAAAAUCUGAGCACAAUGUCGCCAGGAGUUACUGGCUUAUAUUCGGAGCGGGCUUGGCUCACGGUCUAGUCAUUCACCUCCGUUUGUAUCCGUUGUUAUUCAGUUUGGCAUACUAUUUAUCGCUAUCAACGCGGCUGACACAAACUCCCCUCGACUUCCUGUGCCAAAUCCUGCGGCCCAACAAGCAACAACUGUGCCUGAUAAGUGGAACAUUGAUCAGCCUAGUGGCCUUCACUUGGACCUUCUACACAAUGUACGGUUGGGAAUACAUAUACGAAGCCUACCUGUACCACUUUGUACGCAAGGACCCGCGACACAACUUCUCGCUGCAGUUCCUUCUACAGUACCUGGGCAGUGCGUCAAGUGUGGCGGAGCCUUCUGCGAUCCUGAAGACUCUAGUGCUGGCUCCGCAGUUCCUGCUCAUCCUCUACUUAAGCUUGAGCUUCGGUCAGUUCCGCCAGACGCUGCCAUUCUGCAUCUUUGCCGUGGCCUUUGUCAUCGUCACCUAUAAUUCGGUGGUAACCUCUCAGUACUUCAUUUGGUACUUGGCCAUUCUGCCGCUCUGUUUGAACAACUUCAAGAUGCUGUCGUGGAGAAGGUGCUUCGGUCUCCUAUUCCUCUGGCUGCUUGCCCAGGCGCUGUGGUUGCUGCCGGCCUAUUUGCUGGAGUUUCACACAUGGAACACCUUCUACUGGAUUGGACUGCAAGGAGCCGUAUUCUUUGUCACCAACGGAUACAUUUUGGAGCAGCUGUUGAGUCAUUACGGGUUCACACAAUUUAAGAUAAGCUACAGAAAGUUACUGUAAUCAAACAAUCCGCCAUACUUUAAGUGUGUGCAAAGCAGAGAUUUAAUAUAAAAAAUAAACACAAGAUAUCACAAUUGGUAGUGGCACUUAAAA
Drosophila sechellia is the source of this 1510-nucleotide messenger RNA. RefSeq names its product Phosphatidylinositol glycan anchor biosynthesis class M (gene PIG-M). Gene Ontology annotation, biological process: GPI anchor biosynthetic process. The coding region runs from base 17 to 1417 and encodes 466 amino acids. The transcript has a single exon. The record is from RefSeq and is a predicted model, not a curated record. Lineage: Eukaryota; Metazoa; Arthropoda; Insecta; Diptera; Drosophilidae. Gene Ontology annotation, molecular function: GPI mannosyltransferase activity; alpha-1,4-mannosyltransferase activity. Gene Ontology annotation, cellular component: membrane; glycosylphosphatidylinositol-mannosyltransferase I complex.